GAGGAGCACACCUACACAGAUAUGCGGCUGGAUUACAGGGGAAAUCACUAAAAGAACAUCUGGGCACUUUUUGGAGGGAUUAACUGAUAUUCAACAACCAACUCUGUUCAGGGGAUAGUGUUUUUUUCCUCCAAUUUACAGGCGUGAAAACGAAACGCAUGGCUUUCUUUUAGCCUAACAGGUAUACCUGGAUACCCCAAUAUCGCGCGACUAUAGUGACAUUCUACCACCCAGUGCAGAAUGUCAAAAUCAUCCGAUCAGUUUGACGGCGCUGAUUGUGUCUGUUCUUUUGGGAUGAAGUUAACAUGGGAUAUCAACGACCCCAAAUUGCCACAGGACACGAAACAAUACGACGCUUUCCAAGAAUGGACGGAUGGCUAUGUUCGCUACAUAUACAGUGCCGAGGACAAGAACGCGCAACGACAUUUGAGUGGCUGGGCUAUGAGGAACACCAACAAUCACAACUGUCAGAUUCUCAAGAAGUCUUGCCUGGGCGUUGUUGUCUGUGCCAGAAACUGCACACUUACAGACGGAAGCAAACUCCAACUCAGACCAGCAAUUUGCGACAAGGCACGCCAAAAACAACAGAAAAAGCUCUGUCCCAGCUGUAAUUCAGCCCUCGAGCUGGUACCUUGUCGAGGACACAGCGGAUACCCUGUCACAAAUUUUUGGAGAGUCGAUGGAAAAGCCAUAUUUUUUCAGGCGAAAGGAGUCCAUGACCACCCAAGGCCUGAGAGCAAAUCUGAGACAGAGGCCAGGAGAAGCGCGGUAAAGAGGAGAAUGUCCUCUCCACACUACUCUCAGAAGAGGAGGCUGUUGGACUCAGAGACAGGAAGAUACCAUGACACGGGGGGACCCUUCCCUGGAUUGCACCACUUGUCCUGCAUGGAGGGCUCCGACAGGUUCAGCAUCAUCGCCGAGUCCAACAUCCCCAUCCAGCACUACCCCACCUUUCAGAACGCGGAGCCCUACAAGUUCGCCUACGACUCCCCUAGCCCUGUGGGCGAGGCCGCCUCCACGCUGCAGAAGCCUGCCAAUCACCGGCUGUACAUGCCGCGCCCGCCCUGCAGCUACGACUUCGCCGUGCCGGGCUACCUGGGCUCCGGCUCUUACGCCGCUCUCUACAAGGACACCAUCAGCCCCCAGCCCGACACCGACGCGGCCAAGGUGUGCGUGGGCCUGAGCGGGCCGCAGCACAGUGUCAGCCCCCUGAACGUGCACGACCGCGGCUACGACGCUUCCGGAAAACACCACAGCUGGAAGCAGAUACACGGCAAAGGCGCCUACGGGGACCGGGCCGAUUACGGACAAAUCCCCACCAACUCCAACCACCAUUACUACAACAGCGAGUACCCCUGCCGGUACACUGGCCCAGCCCCCACCACUCCUGCAGCUUUACAGACCAUCAUAACCACCACCACUAAGGUGUCCUAUCAGCCCUGCAAGCCCUCUGUGGUUAAAUACAGUGACAACCUCUAUGAUGUCAAGAGUCUUCCCAGCUGCAACUCUCUGCUGGAAGGGGGAUCGCCCCCCUCUUACCCUGAAAUAAAGGUUCCAGAAGAUUCUGGGGUUAUCAAAUCAGCUUUAGCAUAUCAGCAAGAGGUGCUGCCAGCCAAACCUGAAAGAGCAGAGAACCUCGACACCUACCGGUAUGGCAGUUACUCCUCCAAUAAUUACCCGGAGCGGAUCGCUCACCCAUAUAGAUUUGAGAACGGAGAGUUCUGACCUCUUACUGCCUCAACAGGAAAUACAUAAACAAAAGACUUGAUAAAAGCUUCACUGUCAUUAGCUCUUGUCAACAGGUGGACUGAUUUUUUUUCUUCAUAUUUUUCAAAUUAGAAAAAACAGCUUUUGCCAUAUUUUAUUGUUGUUGUAAAUAGUUUUUAUUUAUACAUGAAAGCUGGUAAAUGUUUGGAAAAGAAGUGAUAUUUAAGCAUCCAUAUUUUAUUGAAAAAUGUGCAUGUGAGACCUUUCAUAUUCUGAAAUUCAUGCUAGUUUUAUCGCCACAGAAAUUAGAUAGGUUACUAGUUCCUGAUAGUCAAUAUUUAUGCAUUUCAUCCUUUUAUUGUAAUUAUUGCAAUUUCCAGUGUGUUAGUCUUUUAAAGGCUCCCGUGUGGUAUAUAAGCAUCAAAACACUGAAAUUAUGUAAAUAAAACGUGUUAAAAGUAUUGAAAGAUAACCAACGCAUUUUGAUGUCUUUUUGGUAAAAGAGGCAAAUGCCUAUUUUGUGUCCUUGGUUUAAAACCCAAUAUGGCUGUGCAAAAAUAUGUCAGUCAACUUUCAAGCAGUUUAUAUGUGACAUUAAACAUAUUAUACCUAAUUGUCA
This is a messenger RNA of Conger conger (European conger), 2326 nucleotides long. RefSeq names its product glial cells missing transcription factor 2 (gene gcm2). Gene Ontology annotation, biological process: regulation of transcription by RNA polymerase II; gliogenesis. NCBI's taxonomy places the organism in Eukaryota, Metazoa, Chordata, Actinopteri, Anguilliformes, Congridae. The transcript has 5 exons. Gene Ontology annotation, cellular component: nucleus. Gene Ontology annotation, molecular function: DNA-binding transcription activator activity, RNA polymerase II-specific; RNA polymerase II cis-regulatory region sequence-specific DNA binding. The coding region runs from base 241 to 1725 and encodes 494 amino acids. The record is from RefSeq and is a predicted model, not a curated record.